Messenger RNA from Melozone crissalis (California towhee), 2430 nucleotides. RefSeq names its product interleukin 12 receptor subunit beta 2 (gene IL12RB2). Gene Ontology annotation, cellular component: signaling receptor complex; external side of plasma membrane. The transcript has 15 exons. NCBI's taxonomy places the organism in Eukaryota, Metazoa, Chordata, Aves, Passeriformes, Passerellidae. The record is from RefSeq and is a predicted model, not a curated record. Gene Ontology annotation, molecular function: cytokine binding; cytokine receptor activity. Gene Ontology annotation, biological process: cytokine-mediated signaling pathway. The coding region runs from base 1 to 2430 and encodes 809 amino acids.
AUGCCAUUUCCACGGAUCGUGCCCUCAGCACUGUGGCUGGUGCUGCACCUCACAGCAGGGCCCUGCAGGAGGGGGGCAGCGAGCGCCGGCAGAGCCGCCCGCGGUGCCACAGAGCUCUGUGCCAAGGGCACCAUGAGCGCCAGCCCCUGCUGCGCCGUCCCUGCGGGCACCAACGUCACCCUGUCGUGCCAGCUGGCAGCCCCGCGGGCACGGGGCUGGUGCCGGGCAGCGAUUUUCCUCAACAGCUCCGAGCAAAGCCGAGCCCAGGGGGGCUCGGUGAGCAAAACCCUGCUGGUCACCGCCCAGGGCAGGCACUACUUCACCUGCAAGUGCAUCGGCGGGGGCAGGACAGCGCUCAUCUGUGGCAUCGAUAUCCACUGUGGCAACCCUCCAGACGAGCCCAGGAACGUGUCCUGUAUCCAGAAGGGGACACAGGGACGUCCCACCUGCACCUGGCACAAGGGCAGGCUCACCUACCUCCCCACUGCCUAUGGGAUACAGCUCUCCAACGGCACCAACACCUUUUCCUUUCCAGAAGAAGCUCCCAGCCAGGUGUUGUUUGGCUCUGGGGCUCUGAGCAGGCUGGAUUUUGGCUCCAAUUACAGCGUGGUGGUUUCUGCCUCCAAUCCAUUAGGAAAUGCCUCUUCCCAGCCGCUCACCUUCACGCUGGUAGACAUAGUGAAGCCGCUCCCUCCCGAGUUUUCGGUGGAAUUUGAUGAUUCCUCAGGCACCAGCUGCACCAUCGUGUGGCACCACGAGGCACAGGCCCAGCACUGCAGGCUGAGGCACCGUCCCCUCGGCAGGCACGGCUGGAGCACGGUGGAGAGCCUCAGCAGGGAGAGAUUCCACCUGCAGGGGCUGGAGCCCGACACAGCCCACGAGUUCCAGGUGAGCUGCAGGAUGCUGCCGGGCCGGGGGCUGUGGAGCGACUGGAGCAGCAGCCAGGGCAGCACCCCAGCAGCAGUGCCAACAGGGACCCUGGAUGUGUGGUACCGGCAGCAGGAGCUGGGCUCAGGGCUCCAGAACCUCUCCUUUUUCUGGAAGGCUCUGAGCAGGUGGGAGGCAGGAGGGAGGAUCCUGUGCUACAACGUGACCUUGGAAGCCCUGGAGCAGGGGAAGCUCCCGGCGCAGUCCCACCGCACCACCCAGACCAGCUUCUCCAGGGUGACCCCCAGGGCGGGGCACAGGGUGACGGUGACAGCGCAGAGCCCGCGGGGCAGCUCCGCCCCUGCCACCGUCCUGACACACCUGGGCAGCCCAGAUCUGCCCCCUCCCCAGCGCGUCAGCGCCGUGGGCCUGGGGAACAGCAGCAUCCUGGUGAGCUGGAGCCCCCCUGCCGGAGCCGCCCUGCCCCUCGGGGGGUACCUGGUGGAGUGGGCAGAGCCCUGGGGGGAGCCACAGCUGCAGCCCCCCCACAGCUGGGUGAAGCUGCCCCCGACACACCUGUCCACUGUGAUAGCAGAGCACAUCAGAGAUAACGUCUGCUAUCAGAUCCACGUGUCUGCACUUUAUCAGGACAGAGCUGGGCAGGCAGCAUCAGUCAGGGGAAACUCCACAGCUCAAGCCCCCUCAGCUGGGCCGCAGAUGUUCAGCACCCCCUGGGCCAGCGGCGUCCUGGUUUCCUGGGAGGAGAUCCCAGCGCCCCAGCAGAGGGGCUGCAUCACUGGGUACCACAUCUACCUGCACAGGAAGGAUGGGCAGGGCCAGCCCGAGGUCCACACCGUUCCCGCCGGGGCUCCUCGCUCCCUGCACCUCCCUCACCUGGAGCCGGGCGAGCCCCACGAGCUCUGGGUGACAGCGGCGACCGCGGCCGGGGAGGGGCCCCGGGGCAACAGCGACAGCGUCUGCCUGGACGGUGCUGGGGACUGGCUGACUCUGGGGCUCAUCUGCAGCUUCUUCGUCCUCUCAGCCUGCCUUUGUUCUGUGCCUCCAGCAAGGAGAGUGUUGCAGCGGCUCCUGUCCCUCCUGCUGCCGCAGUGGCAGAGCAAAGCCAUUCCCGACCCUGCCAACGCCUCGUGGGCCAAGAGCUUAGCGGCUGCCAAGGCGGAGCUCAGCGCUCCCUCCAGCCCCUUCCUGCCCGGCGGCGCCUUCGAGGAGCCCGAAGCGAGCCCGGUGCAGGAGAGCCCGGCCCGGCCCGAGCCCCCGGACAAGGAGGAGGCGGGCAGCGCUGGCAGCGGGGGGCACGGCGAGUGGGCAGCGGAGGAGCAGCGGCUGCCGGAGCUGUACCAGCGGCUGCUGCUGGAGGCGAUGGAGCCCCCCGAGCCCGCGGCCGAGUACAUCUGCAACCCCGGCGGCCCGGCCCCGGAGCCGGCCCCCGAGCCCGAGCCCAGCCCCCUGUCCGUGUUCCCGACCUCGGCGUUCCUGCCCGCCGCCCUCGGCUGCCCGGGGAACCUGACUCUGGACCGAGUGAAACUCAGCGGCAGCUCCUGA